Messenger RNA from Pygocentrus nattereri (red-bellied piranha), 10777 nucleotides. It is a transcript of the gene bnc2, whose product is annotated as basonuclin 2. The transcript has 6 exons. The record is from RefSeq and is a predicted model, not a curated record. Gene Ontology annotation, cellular component: nucleus. Bases 230 to 3907 code for a protein of 1225 amino acids. Lineage: Eukaryota; Metazoa; Chordata; Actinopteri; Characiformes; Serrasalmidae. Gene Ontology annotation, biological process: regulation of DNA-templated transcription.
AAGAGGAGGAAGAAGAAGACGCGAAAAGAAGAGGAAGAAGUGGACGAGGAAGCGCGAGACUCGCUUUGGACUCUUGUUCUGAUCGCGCGCUCAGAGAGAGCGAGACACUCUUCAGCGAGAGAGAGAGAGAGACACACACACACACACACACACACACAUACACACACACACUUCGGAGGAGCGAGCGUGAACAGCGCGAGGAGGAGCGCGCGACCUGCAGCAUGCAGAAAUGUCUGCAGAGACGGAGCUGGAUGUGAGAGGAGGAUCGGAGCGGGAGAUCGCAAAGGAAGAGGAGAGCGGCGGAGGGAGAGGUGGAAGAAGAGAGGGAAGAAGAGAAAGAGAAGAAAGAGAAAGAGACGGACGAGGAGCAGAGAGCUCCAUGCAGUUCAGCACCAGACCGGCCAGCGUGGAGCCGGGCUACAUGGGGACAUGGCAGCAGCAGAACACUGACAGUAACCUCCUGUUCAGGAUGUCCCAGCAGGCCAUUCGCUGCACUCUGGUGAACUGCACCUGUGAGUGCUUUCAGCCGGGGAAGAUCCACCUGAGGACGUGUGACCACUGUAAACACGGAUGGGUCGCUCACGCCCUGGAUAAGUUGAGUACUCAGCACCUGUACCACCCGACGCAGGUGGAGAUUGUGCAGUGCAACGUGGUGUUUGAUAUCAGCAGUCUGAUGCUCUAUGGUACGCAGGCCAUCCCCGUCAGACUCAAGAUCCUCCUGGACCGACUCUUCAGUGUCCUCAAGCAGGAUGAGGUCCUACAUAUCCUCCACGGCCUGGGCUGGACGCUCCGAGAUUACGUCAGAGGAUACAUACUGCAGGAUGCUGCAGGCAAGGUGCUGGACCGCUGGACCAUCAUGUCCCGUGAAGAGGAGAUCAUUACCCUGCAGCAGUUCCUGCGCUUCGGUGAGACCAAAUCCAUUGUAGAGCUGAUGGCGAUCCAAGAGAAAGAAGGCCAGGCAGUCACAGUUCCCUCAUCAAAGACCGACUCCGGCAUCAGGACUUUUAUCGAAAGCAACAACCGUACCCGCAGUCCUGGUCUUCUCACACACUUGGAGAACAACAGCCCUUCCAGCAUCCACCACUUUGAGAACAUCCCCAACAGCUUGGCUUUCCUGCUGCCCUUCCAGUACAUCAAUCCAGUUUCAGCACCUAUGUUGGGCCUUCCACCUAAUGGGCUUGCUCUCGACCAGGCAGCACUCAGACUUCGUGAGCCAAACCAUCCCAACCAGAGUGAGCCAGUGGAGAGCAGUGAGUCAGAAGUAUCUCUCUCACCCUUUCGCAGCAGUCAAAGUCCGAGUCGAGGCACCAUGGGAUCCUUGCCCAAUUCUAUUGAGCCCAAAACAGAGCCCAAUGGUGCUUCGCCAAUCACCCCAACCCCAGUUGCACAGCAAGCCCAACAACAGCAGACACAGCAGCAGCAGCAGCAGCAGACACAGGCCCAGCAACAGCAGCAGCCCAAUGCUCUGAAUGACCACCAGUCCCAUCACCACUUUGUAAAGAGUGAGCAAUCAAAGAACAUGUCCCACUCUUCAUUCUCCUCCAAGAUGCACCGAAUGCGUCGCAUGGGCACGCCCUCCCGCAAAGGUCGCGUCUGUUGCAAUGCCUGCGGAAAAACCUUCUAUGACAAGGGCACACUGAAGAUCCACUACAAUGCUGUGCAUUUGAAGAUCAAGCACCGCUGCACCAUUGAGGGGUGUAACAUGGUCUUCAGCUCACUGCGGAGCCGCAAUCGCCACAGUGCUAAUCCCAAUCCUCGCCUCCACAUGCCCAUGCUUAGGAACAACAGAGAUAAAGACCUCAUCCGCUCAAGCUCCGGCACGGCCACGCCCGUCAUCUCUAGCGCCAAAACUGGCUUCAGCUUAACUAGUCCUGGACGACCACCGCUAGGCUUUGCCACUCCUCCUCUUGACUCCAUGAUGCAGAGCCCCUUGCAGAGUCCUCUGGUCUUCCCAUCCUUAAAAUCUGUGCAGCCUGUACAGCCGGUGCCACCUUUUUACCGUACAUUACUUUCUCCUGCUGACAUGGUUAGUCCUCCAGUGUCCCUGCCCACCAGUCCAAUUUUACCCACUACCACCAACAGCACUUCCCUCAUGGAACAGCAGCAACAGAUCUUAGCUGCUAGCUCCAACAACUCUCAUUUGUCUGAAACAGGAACAGGGGUUUUAUCUCAUCACCUUUCCACCAACCCUAGUGCCCCAGAUCCAGUCACCACAGACCCCACGCCUAAAAAGAAACCCCGUAAGUCCAGCAUGCCUGUCAAGAUUGAGAAAGAAGUGAUUGACGUGGCAGACGAUUAUGAUGACAAAGAUGAUGAUGAUGAUGACAGCUGCCACCACCGUCAUCCUGCAUCCCAUCUUCACAAUAACAUCAACGGUAAUUGUAACAACAACAACAACAGCAGCAGUGGUCACUUGAGUGGAGGUAGUGGACACCAGUCACCUUCACAGGAUGAGAUGAGUCCAAGCCUGGCACUGAGAGGUAUGCUGCGGCCAGAUCAAGAUGACUGCCGCGGGGGUACUAGCGAUGGAGGUACAAGUGAAUUGCGAUGCAUGGAUAGCUUCACCUCUGAAGAUCAGGACCACGAGCGUGACUUUGAGAAUGAAUCCGAGACAUCUGAAUCCAAGAUGUUUUACCGUGAUGAGAUGAUGGAUGCUGAAGAGCAACGCAAUGCCUCAGGAGGUCUGGACAAAGAAAAGGAAGAAGGAGAGGAAGAUGGUCACCUGCGGAAAGAGCUGGAGGAUAAGAGCCGUUCCUCACCCUCUCCGCAUCAGCCAGUAAUCAAAAUCAAAGAAGAACUCAGUGACCCCACGUAUGACAUGUUCUGCAUGGGUCAGUACGGCCUGUACAACGGUGGGAUGGCUGCCGCGGCUGCAGCCACUGCUAGCAUGGCUGCCUUGCAUGAAAGCUUCAUCUCCUCAAUGGGCUAUGGCUCAAGUCCCCCCAAGUUCCACUCCCAGUCCCCUGAGGGUGACUUAUGCUCCAGUCCUGACCCCAAAAUCUGCUACGUCUGCAAGAAGAGCUUCAAGAGCUCCUACAGUGUUAAACUGCACUAUAAAAAUGUGCACCUGAAAGAGAUGCAUGUCUGUACUGUGGCUGGCUGUAACGCUGCUUUCCCUUCCCGACGAAGCCGAGACAGGCACAGCUCCAACAUCAACCUGCACCGCAAACUGCUGACCAAAGAACUGGACGACAUCGUCCUGGACCCCCAGCUCACGCUGCUGCCCAAGGACCUCCGUACCGAGUUUCUGGCCAAAAUAUAUGCGGGUAGGCACCACCACCACCACCACCACCACCACCACCAUUUGGGGCUGGAGGGGGUAGUGGGGGCUCACCGAAACAUGGCCCGAAACGAAGAGGCAGGGUCUCCCGUCAGCACGGAGUAUCCCCAUGGUGAUAAUUACCGUGGCAAUGAUGACUAUGCAGUGGUUCUGGACCUGAGCACGACAUCGAGCGUGCAGUCCAGCGGCAGCGUGCAUUCCUCGCAUGAGUCGGACGAAGGUAGCGAUGAGGGAAUCCUGUUGGACGAUCUAGAGGGCAGCGAGGAAGGAGACGAGGCCAGCCAAGGUCACUUGGGGGUCAGGGACGAGGAAGGAGGGGCCAGAGAGACAAGGGGGGUGGAGCUUGCACCCUCUGACCCCGCCUCCUCUCCGUCCCUAAGGUCAGGUGGUAACGGCGGCGGUAAUAACGGCGUGGGCGGGGGCAUCCUGUGCACGAUCUGCCACAAAAUGUACAGCAACAAAGGCACCCUAAGGGUCCACUACAAGACUGUCCACCUGCGGGAGAUGCACAAGUGCAAAGUGCCCGGCUGCAACAUGAUGUUUUCCUCCGUUCGCAGCAGGAACAGGCACAGCCAGAAUCCGAACCUGCACAAAAACAACACACCCUUUUCCAACAUGGUCGAAUAGCCCACUUUAUCCUUCCCCGUCCGUACACCUGCUUAACACACUCAAUAAAACCAUUAUCUCAUCAUUCCUGCUAAAAAAAAAAAGUGGACCGGGUGCUCCCGUAAUGCCUGUCCAAAAAAAAAAAAAAACUUCAGUGUUAUUUCAAAAAUUCUCAAAAAGGUUCUCUUUCCAACUCUAAGCAGACUAUGAAUCAGCAUUGUGCCCUUUUGACAUUUUUCCUUCUUUGGAAGAACUUUGAUCGGAGCAAUUCCAAGACAGCUCCAACUUCUACCUACCCUCCCUCCCAUCACCCCAUUCUUAAUUUUCGUCCAACUCCAAAGAAGCUCCUCAGACUCUUUGUGUGUGACUGUUGCCUGCGGAAACGAUGAUAAUAAUGAGAAAAAAAUGAGAAAAACGAGUCUCCUUGUUGUAUUUGUGAAAUGAUAGCUUUUAAAAAGAAAUCCCGUACCUAAGCAUGAAUGGCUUAAAUUUGUAAAUAAUGUCCUGAGAGGCUUUUUGGUGUAAAACAAUUGUAUUGAUGGUCGUUUGCAACUUUUUUUUCUCUUACUUUCGUUUCUUUUUCUUCCUUUUUUUCCAUUUUUUUUUGUUUGGGGGGGUUUGAUUUUAUGUUACAGUACAGUACUUCCAGCUCAAAGUAAGUGUAGGUGAGAAGAGGUAGCAUCUUACUAGCUUGAAUCAUUUAUAUUAGCUUAAAAAAACAAGAAAAAAAGAAAAAAAACAAAAACAAAAACACUUUUUAACCGAGAACAAAAAGGAAAAAAAUUGUGACUUGUUUUAUCUACUUGUGAGACAUGCGGAGGGAGCUUGCAUGCUUUCAGGCUCCUAAAUACUUUUCUUUUACUCGUUUUCUUAUGUUUUAUAGCUUUAGUACGGAAUUCGGUUUUGCACUUUGCGACUAUAUGAGCGGGAUGUGUAAUAUUAUUACAAGGAAAACACUUUGCAAUGAUGGGUCUCCAACACGGCAGUGUUUGAGUUAUUCAUGGCUGUGGUGCCAGGGGGAAAAAUUACUGUAUCUUUGCAUAAACGUGCCAGUUUUGCACAAACAUUCAGUUAAAAAAAGAAAACAGCUACAAAGGCCCAUGUUUGACCAGGACAAAUGUAGUAAUCCAGCCUAUUAAGUGUAUCUAGACAGUGUUUCUACAAGUAUUUUCCUCUGCAGGAUUUGUGACUAAAUAUAACUGCCAUUUCACUGCAGAGAAUAAGUAUUAAUGGGACGGUUUCUGCCCGCUACAGAAGUAAACACAUAUGGGUUAACGUCUGUAAAGUACUAUCCCCACAAUUAGUUCCCAGGUUAAGUAGGCAAUCUUUCUACUGCAUGCGCUGUUAUCAUACAAGAGUUAGUGAGUGAGUGUCCCGUAAUUAGUUUUGUCUCUUUAAAAUUUUAUUCUAGAAUGAAAGCAGUCGCCAUCUCAGAGUAUUUUCUAACUGCAGGCCUUGUUUUUUUUAAAGGAAAAAGACUUUGAACUGUGACAAAAGAAGUGGUUUCCUAAUCCUGGACCAGCUCAAACACCCAAAUGAAGUGAAAGUCUUCGGUUUUAGCUUCGUUCCUCGGUACGCUGUUCGAAGGGUUCUUUGGAGAAAUGCCAUAGAAGAGCCACUUUCCUUCCAGUGGAAAGUGAGAUGUAUUUAAAGUUUAAAGAACUUUAUAUAAGGUAAAGAUUAGACUAAGAUUUUUUUCUUUUUUUCCGUAGAACUGAACCUUUAUUUUUCACAGUGUGCAGCUCUUCAGUUCCAUCUGUGGAAGGAAAAGUGGUAGAGAUGAUGCAGUGGAGGUUCAUUUUGGGUAAAUGUUGAGUUUUAAGUGAAACUUGAUUAGUAGUUAAUUAACUCGCUUCGGGCCGCAUCUGUGCUGAAAACGAACUGACCUGAGUGGAAUGUGAUUGACAUUAGUGCUUCUACAUGCCAACACACAAUAUUACGCUCUCAUAUACAAAAGGGGUUCUUUAAAGUACCAAAAUAUAAAAGUUCUAACUCUUGUAUCAAUAGCAGAACAAUUUAUUGGUGCUGUGUAAGGGCCACUUUAAGUACUAGAUACUGCUGCUGUUGGAUCAAAACCUCACAUCUCCAAAAUGGUAACUUUACAGGAGAAGGAAAAAACCUACAAUAUUUUUAAUGUAAAUCAAUGGAACCAGACAUUUUUCCAAGUCAUUUUGGGUCAUUUCUGUUCAUCCAUUCAUCAUGAAAUUCCCACGCAAUGUAAAGGACCACGGAUACUUUCCAAUUAAGUCCAAAACUUAAAAAUGACAAAAAUGGAGAUACAAGGUUUUGUUCCGACAGCAGCGAUAUAUUCCAGAUGCUCCCAGGUCUACAAAGAACUGUGUGUGCUUCAGUUUCCUUCUUUGAUCGCUAUUAUGGUCCUGACUGUAAUUGACUGCACUGUUGUUGACAGCAAUAGUAAUAGGAACAAUAAUUGAUCUUUUUCAUAACUUAGAACGGCACAGACAAAAAAGACCCACAACUGAGCACCAGAAAGGUUCUUAAGCUGUCAUGGUUCUACACAAUCAAAUGGCUUCACCAAAGAACCCCCUUUGUGUAAGAGCGUAUGAUACGAUAUGACAGAAAGGCUGCUGUCUGUUCUGCAUACUCCAGUCUGAGGGAACAUGUUCUUUUCCCCUUUACUUCUUGAUUUAAAAGACUUCACUAUGAUUUGAGGAGUGUGAGAGGUGGGGGCUUUCGCCGUGAGCGAGCAGAAAACGGAGGAAGAGAAAGAGAGAGAGAGAGAGAGAGAGAGAGAGAGAGAGAGGGAGACAUGGAGCAUCAUUAAAAAUGUGCCGCAACACAGUACCUGGAGGCAUCUGCUUGAUUCCGCCACUGAUCUGUCUAAUAACUCGUCACUUCAUUACAUUCAAAGACACGAGUGUUGCUGACAAGUGUGUGUCACGGAGACAUCCGACCCCCCUCUUUUUUUCCUUUUUUCCUCCCUUUUUUCCUCCUUCCCCUCCUGUUUUCUCCCUCUCGGCCUGCGAGCCCCUGCUUUUCUCUCACUUUCCCCUUUUCCUUUUCCUUUUUUUCACCCGUCAGAGCCUCCAGAGGGACUUUGGGCUAAUAAUACACGCUUAAAGUUCACGGGACGGCCAUAGCUGUGUAUAAAAGGAGGUGUAAUUGCCUGUUUAUCCCAUGCGAGUGGAAAAUUGAGCAUAGAAAGCCAGCCGUCUCCCUGGAGUCACACACCGACGCCCACUUCAACACACCACUCUCUCAGAGAGGACCAAGUAUGCCACUCUGGAGACUGCUGACAGCUGUCUCUCAAACACACACACACACACACACACACACACUUACUCUUUUACAACUCAGAGUGUGCAGCACUCACAGCGCUAACAGGCCAGCGGGAUGACAGCAGCAAGAGGAGUUGUUAACCUCUGGUGAUGGACGAGGCACACAGAGAGAAAGCGAGAGAGAGAGAGAGAGAGAGAGAGAGAGAGAGAGAGAGGGAGAGAGAGACAGAGAGAGAGAGAGGGAGAGAGAGAGAGAGAGAGAGAGAGAGAGAGAGUUAAAUAGACAGGCUUCUCUCAUUGACACCUUGUUAAAACCUCAAAACAUUAAAGCCAGGUUGAUUCAAGUGGCCUGAAACCACCUUAAAUAUUCAGCCCCAUUUACAGAGACUGAAUAAAAUAAAAAAUAAAUAAAUAAUCAUUUGGCUUUUCAUAGGCACCUGAGAGAAUUACAAAUAAAAGGUAUUUAAAUUAUUCUAUUACUAGCAAAAAUACAAAUCACAUUAAUACAAGUCGUGUUCUUAUGUCUGUUCAUACAUCAUUGUGUGUCGCCUUGAUCAUUUCCAAACUCUCCUCUCGGCAGCCAGUGCUUUAAAACAAUCUGCGUAGGUGCCUAAAACAUUUGUACACUACUAUAUAUUGUUUAUACUGUAAAAAUUUUAACAUUGAAUAGAGCAACAGAAAUGCUCCAAAAAUCUAGCUUGAAAAAGGCUCAUAUUCAAACUUAAAUGACUUACAUUAAAACUUCCAUUUUAAAUGUCCCGUGUUCAGGUUUAUAUUAGAAUUAAAUAAAUAAUAACACUAAAAUAUGCUAGUUACGCACUAAGUGGCUCACAGAGAAAAAAAAAUCCUGAAAGAGUGUAUGUGUGUGAAUCAGCCAGGGCUUUCCACAGUCAUUACAGCACCGAAACACGAUCUGGUGAGAGGAACUGCAUCGGCACACACACAAACCCUCAACUUAAAGCGUUCCUAUCGAGCGUUCCAAUGUUUAGACUUCCCUGCAUUUAGAGAAACAGAGCAAGCAAGCAAGAGAAGAGUGAGAGAGAGACGGCUGGGGGGGUGGUGAGGGGUAUUGGCAGCCCUGGCCCUGGCCCUGGCCCUGGCCUGCUUGAUUAGCUGCCAUACUUUGUCUGUGCUGCCAGUUAACCCCUUAAACACCAGGCUAAGUGUUCAGUUAUCACCAUUAAAACUAUUACAGUUCAAUAACUUCUAUGAAACGGAUGUGUAAAUGAUGUAUUUAUGAGAAAUGUGGACCCGCACACUGACCCUCUUAUUUUAUUAGUUUAUGGGGUUAACUUCUAGCUGUAAAUGAAUGAAAUCUACGCUAACACACUGAAAGGGAAGCCGAAUGGCCUAAGAGGAACCUGCUGGCAGCUUCGUACAGCUUAGUCCUUUCACCAGAGAGCCGGUAAAUGAAGCAGGGAGAGAGACAAAGAGAGAGAAGAGGCAAGCUAAAGGCGCCAGGGUUCCUCUGGCCUUUCGGCUGGCCUGCUGAUUGCCUGCUGCUGCUGGAGAGUAAUCGGCCGCCCCCACACUACCCCCCCCCCCCCCACCUCCACCCCCCCAACCCCCUGCUGCCCUGUGCUUUUGAGAAAUGACCAGCCAUUUUCUCUCUCUCUGAGAGACAAAACCACCAGGGUUUCACGUGCCCACGCGAGUGGCCUGGCCAUUACUGUCCCCCACCGUCCCCAGAGCAGGGCUUUUACAGCAAAAAAAAAAAGCCUCAGUGAGGCAUUAAUAUUUCAUCAGGCCACUAGCUGAAGAUGCUCUGAUACAACAGCAUCACUACAGAGAAGAACAAUGGGCCGGAGGCUCCACUGACCAUUACAGGCCAGGUGGCACAUGCAGCCUAAGCACUAGAUAGUUUCAGAGCACAGUUUUAAGAUGUCAAUAGGUUGUUUACUUGAGUGAUCAACAUGCAUGAAACUUACAAACACGUUUGAAAAAACUGAAUAUGAGGAUUUUGGACACUCUGGAGCACCGAGAGGAGAUCUUUCUAUGCUUGUUUGACGAUUAUCAGGCAUUGAGUGACCGCAGCGCUGAAGUGGCUUAUGGUAAUAAAAUACAAAAGUGAGUGCCCUCUGGGAGACUUUGCGUAUAAGUAUAGGCAAUACUGAAAGUCAAAACGUUCAAGUUCUUCAGAAAACAUCACAUGAGAACCAGGAUUCUCCACUUGUUGUUUUAGUGUGGACUCCUGGCAUUUUCUGUGUUCAAUAUAACCUUCUAAAACUGCAUCAUCUCACCUUUUAGGAUGGGUGUGAACUCAGUGUCUUAAUAUAGAGGCAAACAAAAUCUUUCAGUGUGGUUUAAUGUAAAAUGCUUUCUUGUAGAGGAAAUUGACUUACAGUGAUACAGGUGCCAAUGUCUUUAAUGCAAACGUAGCCAUUUAAUUGACUGUCCAGGCCACAUCAUCCAGUGUCUUCAGAACUAUUUUGUGUAAUAACUUUCUGUGACGUAGCAUUCAGACACUUUAAACUCUUCAGGCGUCUGGUUCCUAUCACCAUUGCUCAGAAUAAUUCAGAAUAAUCCUGAAUUCAGUUCUCUAGAAUAGAGAAUUUCACAUCAAACCACUCUGAACGACUUUGUUCACACCACUUAAUUAUUCAGAAAUUUAGAACAUUUCGAAUUCACAGUUGACACAAACUAGAGAUGCUCGCACCAAAAUAAAGGUGUUCUCUGGAGCAACAACCACUUCUGGCUAUCUAAGGGACCUCUCCAUGAAGAACCAUCAAUGUAAAUGAGAUGUGCGCGUUGCAAGAACCUUUUUAAAGUCAAAGAACUUCGGCAUUAUGUAAAGGUUCUAUGCCAGUUAGUGCUAUUUUCCUAGAACUGUACAUCCGAGCCAAGAACCAUUGAGGAACCUUUGCUUUUAAGAAUGCAGUGAGCUUUGCUUUAUUGUGAGGAUUCAUUUUGGAGACACUUUUAAAAUCUUCAGACAGAUGGAAGCGUUAGUGUUGAUUCUGCAGAGCGGAGAGAACGUUGAUAAUGUAGUCUAAUGUGAUUUGUCUUGUACUUAAAAAUGCCAUUAUACAGUCAAAAUACAGCAAGACAUCAUUCUUAUGUAAAAUAUAAAGGUAUUUGAAUGUGGUCUGUAAAGUGAAGAGGAAAAAAGAAACUAAUGACCGUAAGUCAGUACAAAAUAUUUACUUUUUUUUUUGGUUUUCGUCCAACCGCAAAGAAUAAAUAAGCUUGAAAUCUUUUGUGAAUACCUUUUUAUUUCCCUGUUGAGUUCUGCGGUGGUGUUUGCUGUGCUUGUCUUGUUUGUUUAGUGCUUAUCGGCCCUCGUUCCCACCUAGCUGCUCUGCGCCCUCGCUACAGCUCGAGAGUGGCACCGCAAAAGUGCAUUUACAUCAGGGGUAGCUUGCAUCGCUUCGAUUUUCCAAUGGUGACAUUGGUAGCUUCAUGAAUAGUGUAUGGGCCCUGAACAGGAUUUUUCCAUUAGGCAAGACUGGAGGAAGGAAAAAUAAAAAGGUCCUUUUUUUAAUUGAUUUUGCUUUUCCGUGUAUCUUCUGUAUCAUAACUGUCUAUGGUUUUUGCAUAAAAUGCAUAAGGGUUUUGGGAUGUAAAUGGAAUUUUAUUCAUAUUUUGUCCAAAUACCUCUUGUAAUUUGUAUCAGAAUUCUUGUACAAUUUUUAUAUUAAAGAUUUAUCAGUCA